CAUCCGGCUUCGCCUUCACGACGCCUCCACCUCCUCCUCCCUCCCCCUCUUCACUGGCGCUUUCUCCCUUCCGUCCCCUGCUUUAUUCCCACCCACGCAAAACCCCCCCGACGCCCCGCAAAGCUCCCUCCGCACAUGGAAGCCUCCGGCUAGGGUUGGUUCUCUAGACCCCGGCCAUGGUGAUGCCGACGAUGGCCUCCGCGGCCGCGGCGGCGCUUCACCCGGCGGUCUCGACGCGGCGUGCGGGGGUCGGGAACGGCAAUGCGUCCUCCUUGGCGGCGGGUGGACGACUUGCUGGCGGUGGGCGAGGGCCGGCCCUGCGUGCUAGGGUGGCCGAGGCCGCGCCGGUGGCGGCCGAGGGCGGCAGACAGGAGGCUCAUCCCGCUGUAUCCAUGGUGGAGAUCCCCGUCACGUGCUAUCAGAUGCUAGGCGUUACAGAGAAGGCUGAGAAAGAUGAGAUCGUGAAGGCUGCAAUGGAGUUGAAAAUUGCUGGGAUAGAAGAUGGAUACACAGCUGAGGUGUCUACUUUCAGACAGGCUCUGCUAGUAGAUGUCAGAGAUAAACUUCUGUUCGAACAAGAUUACGCAGGAAACAUAAAGGAGAAGGUGCCACCUAGGUCCUCUCUUCAUAUACCUUGGAGCUGGUUGCCUGCUGCUCUGUGCAUCUUGCAGGAGGUUGGAGAAGAGAAGCUUGUUUUGGAAAUUGGUCAGGCGGCUCUACGACGCCCUGAUUCUAAACCUUAUGUUCACGAUGUGCUUCUUGCAAUGGCAUUGGCAGAAUGCUCUAUAGCAAAAGCCAGCUUUGAAAAGAGUAAAGUGUCCCUUGGAUUUGAGGCUCUGGCACGCGCUCAAUAUCUUUUGAGGAGAAAACCAUCUUUGGAGAAGAUGCCCCUUCUUCAACAGAUUGAAGAAUCACUUGAAGAGCUUGCACCUGCUUGCACUUUGGAGCUUCUAAGCUUGCCUCAGACACCUGAAAAUUCUGAACGCAGGCAAGGUGCUAUUGCAGCUCUCUGUGAACUGCUUAGACAGGGCCUUGAUGUUGAAUCAUCUUGUAGAGUCCAUGAUUGGCCUUGUUUCUUGGGUCAAGCAAUGGACAAACUAUUAGCCACUGAAAUUGUGGAUCUUCUUUCUUGGGACACUUUGGCUACAACUCGUAAAAAUAAAAGAUCAUUGGAGUCCCAGAGCCAGAGGGUUGUAGUUGACUUCAACUGCUUCUACAUGGCGAUGCUUGCUCACCUUGCAUUUGGAUUUACAACCCGCCAGACUGAGUUGAUCAAGAAAGCUAAAACCAUAUGUGAAUGUUUAGUUGCAUCUGAGAGCACAGACCUAAAAUUUGAGGAAUCUUUUUGCUCAUAUCUUCUUGGAGAGGAAACUGGCACCACAGUGUUUGAAAAGCUUCAGCAGCUUCAAAGUACUGGAAGUUCAAAUUCGAAGAAUUAUGGGUUAGAUAAAAAGAAGGGCAGCAGUGACAGGGUUACUGUCAACCAGUCACUGGAACUGUGGCUAAAGGAUGUGGCCCUUUCUCGUUUCGCAGAUACGAAAGAUUGUCCUCCAUCUUUGACCAACUUUUUUGGAGCUCCUAAGCGCGUCCUUAACACAUCCAAGCAGAAACUGGGAUCCCCAAGAUCAGUCCUUUUGAGCUCUCAGCCAUCUUCUAGUGCCUCAGCAUGCAACAGAACUUCAGCAGAGCAGACCCCAAGAUUGAGUCCAAACAGCCAUCUGGGGGAGGCUGUUAAGCAACUUGCACCUGCCAACUUGGGGCUCCAAUCAUCAAUGGAUAGGCAAGUAAAUGGUUCAGGGACAGCAUCUGUUCCCCUGAAGCGCAAUCCUGGAUCCCAUCUCAGAACAUUGGAAUUAUGGGGACUAAGUGGAGAUGUUAUAGGAAAGCUUGCCUAUAGUGCACUCCUAGGUUUUGUUGUAUUUAGCACAUUAAAAUUGGUCAAGUUUCAGUUUGGGCAUGUGAGAUACACGAACCCAAGUAGAGAGUCUGCAUCCGUGUCAUCCUUGAAUGAAGCGUCUGCAUCAGAAGGUUCUUUUAUCACCAGUGGUGUCAGGAAGCAUUUUGAAAAUUUGUCAAAAUUGCUUUGGCUGAGUAGGCUUAAUUCAAAUAGCGGAGAAAGUGAUAAGCACCCAGCAGCUAAUGAUAUCACUGCUGCAGUUUGUAAGCAAAAGAUGGAUAUUCAAGAAGCAGAAGCACUUGUAAAACAGUGGCAAGACAUAAAAUCUGAAGCUCUUGGCCCUGACUAUCAAACUGACAUGCUACCAGAGAUUCUUGAUGGUUCAAUGCUUUCUAAGUGGCAAGACUUGGCAUUGUUAGCAAAGGACCAGUCCUGCUAUUGGAGAUUUGUGCUGCUGAAUCUUAAUGUUGUUCGAGCUGAAAUAACCUUGGAUGAAGUUGGUGCUGGUGAAGCAGCAGAAAUUGAUGCUGUGCUUGAGGAAGCGGCUGAGCUUGUUGAUGAUUCCCAGCCCAAGAAACCCAGUUAUUACAGCACAUACGAAGUUCAGUACGUAUUGAGGAGGCAGAAUGAUGGAUCUUGGAAAAUCUCUGAGGCUGCUGUUCGGGACCUGACGUGAUUUCUGCCAACUGGGCGAACGGACUACAGCCAUGUCUUAUCAGCCAAGCGAACAGAGCGGCCUUCGGCGGAUAGGUCACAGGCAGAUCUUGUGAAGUUCCAACGUGGCAAUCUUAACCCAUUAGAAAUAUGUAGUGGUACUAUUAGGUUACCUGCAAAUCAAUUUGAGUUCUUUGCAAUAGUUAGCCGAGUUCCAUUUGGAUGCUCGAGGUCUUGAGCUGCUUUCAUGGCCAGCUCGGGAGACUUCUCGCUUCAGGAUUUGACACAAUAGUUGCUGGCAGUACAGAUGCUAAGCACUGCUGAUACCACAUUCAUCCUUUCCCGAUAUGGUAUUAAUUAUGUUUUUUUAGUUUUUGAGUUUUACCCACGUGUAAUUGAUUUUUUUUAUAUGGACGUGUAAUUGAACUCGUGACCGCCAUUGUUCAAAGAACAAUGCAAUUCGCUGAAUUGAUGUUUUGUGUUUCACAGUA
Sorghum bicolor (sorghum) is the source of this 3042-nucleotide messenger RNA. RefSeq names its product plastid division protein CDP1, chloroplastic. Bases 177 to 2573 code for a protein of 798 amino acids. Gene Ontology annotation, biological process: chloroplast fission. The transcript is spliced from 12 exons. The record is from RefSeq and is a predicted model, not a curated record. NCBI's taxonomy places the organism in Eukaryota, Viridiplantae, Streptophyta, Magnoliopsida, Poales, Poaceae. Gene Ontology annotation, cellular component: chloroplast inner membrane.